GGCUAAGAUCUGUAUUGUGAGCAGUUUCUGGCUAAAAGCUCUGCUGUGAGCAGUUUCCAUUCUUGACUGGUGAAGUCAAAAUUCUCAACUUGUAGACCAGAAGGAUUAAAGAAUACUACAUUAUCCAUUUUCGCUGCACUGGCUGAGCAACACCCAGGUGUGCCUGAAGUUGCAGGAGCUGGAAACCUAAGGAAGAAGGAAAUCUCGCAUGAAUGACAGAUGGGAACCAGAGAGACGUGGGAUGAAAUCUUGAGUCGGGUACCCCAGACAUGCUUUCCCAUGUGUUCAUAGCCCUAGAGAACAUCACGGAGUGAAUACCUUACAAUAGAUGAGGGAAGGCUAUAAAUCCUCAAGUUCAGACUCAUUCUGCUAUUGCCACCUGUUUCUGAACUUUUAGUCCCCUUUCUUGCACUUAGGGAGUCCUCUCUCUGCUUCUGUCCUCCAGAUCUUCACAUUCCCUCCCUUGCCCAACUCUGCCACCCAAAGCCACCAGCUUAAAUCGACACACCAGGUAGGCUGGGGAGUGGGGGACUGGGAGUUCUGAAUUACAAAGUUGAGGAAAGGCUCUACUUAUAUCUAGGAGGGGCCACCGGGACAGGCUGUGUGUCCUAGGCUGUUCCCUGCCUGAUAGAGGCUUGAUGGGUUCCCUCCACACGACCACUCCUGCGUUCCCAGCCUCCUCGCUCUACCGCGCACUCGCAGCUCCCUAGCGACACCAGCCACCAAGCUGGUGGAGAGAGUAGGGGUGCGCUAGUGGGAGGCUUCUCCCUCGGGAACCUGGGAGAUCCCUGCCGCCAGCAGGGGCUGUGGCACCGCCCGCGCGGGGACCCACGCUUAGAUCUAGCGCCUUCCCAACUUCGCAGUGCCUUCAGGCCAAGGCGGUCGGGAUGGAUCUGUCACCCCGCAACCGGCCGCUUCUGGACUCGUCCUCGCUGGACAGCGGCUCCCUGACCUCGCUGGACUCCAGCGUCUUCUGCAGCGAGGGCGAAGGGGAACCCUUGGCUCUGGGGGACUGCCUUACGGUCAACGUGGGAGGCAGCCGCUUCGUGCUCUCUCAGCAAGCUCUGUCCUGCUUCCCGCACACGCGCCUGGGCAAACUGGCCGUGGUGGUGGCCUCCUACCGCCGCCUGGGUGCCCUGGCUGCAGCCCCCAGCCCCUUGGAGCUUUGUGAUGAUGCUAACCCGGUGGACAACGAGGCUUCUUCGACCGCAGCCUCAGGCAUUCCGUUAUGUCCCCACUAUUAUCGCACUGGCUGCUUGCACGUCAUGGAGCAGCUCUGUGCGCUCUCCUUUCUUCAGGAGAUCCAGUACUGGGGCAUCGAUGAACUCAGCAUCGACUCCUGCUGCAGGGACAGAUACUUCAGAAGAAAGGAGCUGAGUGAAACUCUUGACUUCAAGAAGGACACAGAUGACCAGGAAAGUCAACAUGAGAGUGAACAGGACUUCUCAAAAGGACCUUGUCCUACCGUCCGACAAAAGCUCUGGGAUAUUCUGGAGAAGCCUGGGUCUUCCACAGCAGCCCGGAUCUUUGGAGUGAUCUCCAUCAUUUUUGUGGCAGUGUCCAUCGUCAACAUGGCCCUGAUGUCAGCUGAGCUAAGCUGGCUCAACCUACAGCUGCUGGAGAUUUUGGAGUAUGUGUGCAUCAGUUGGUUCACCGGGGAGUUCAUUCUACGCUUCCUGUGUGUGAAAGACAGGUGCCACUUCCUGAGGAAGGUUCCAAACAUCAUAGACCUCCUUGCCAUCUUGCCCUUCUACAUAACUCUUCUGGUGGAAAGCCUGAGCGGCAGCCACACCACCCAAGAGCUGGAAAAUGUAGGACGUCUGGUCCAGGUUUUGAGGCUCCUCAGAGCUCUGCGCAUGCUGAAGCUGGGAAGGCAUUCGACAGGCUUGCGCUCACUUGGGAUGACAAUCACCCAGUGCUAUGAAGAAGUCGGCCUACUGCUCCUGUUUCUAUCUGUGGGAAUUUCUAUAUUUUCAACAAUAGAAUACUUUGCAGAGCAAAGCAUUCCUGAUACAACCUUCACCAGUGUUCCUUGUGCAUGGUGGUGGGCCACAACAUCCAUGACUACAGUAGGAUAUGGGGACAUUAGACCAGACACCACGACAGGCAAAAUCGUGGCCUUCAUGUGUAUUCUAUCAGGAAUCCUUGUCUUGGCCUUGCCUAUUGCCAUUAUUAAUGAUCGCUUCUCUGCUUGUUACUUCACCUUGAAACUCAAGGAAGCAGCUGUGAGACAGCGUGAAGCUCUCAAGAAGCUUACCAAGAAUAUAGCCACUGACUCAUACAUUAGUGUUAACCUGAGGGAUAUCUAUGCCCGGAGCAUCAUGGAGAUGCUUCGAUUAAAGGGCAGGGAGAGAGCGAGUACUAGAAGCAGUGGUGGAGAUGAUUUCUGGUUUUAAGUUUACCUUCAACUUAUUUACAAAACCUAUGUAGAUUUGACUGGAUUGAUGAAGCCUUGCUGCUAUGGCUAUCUGUAUACUGAUUAUGAUUUUCUUGACCACUUAUCUUCUUUCUGGUGUAUUUUCUAGAAUAUUUAACAUCUUCUAUAGCAUCUACUGAUUAUUUUAACACACAUGUCUUCAACGUAGCCAAUUAAUACAACCAAAAUCAAUUGGGAAAAGAACACGUAUCUGAAUUUUGAAGUAUCAAUUAAUAUGAUUUCAUACAUCAAAAUUUAAAGAAUCAUGUGUCAUUAUUCUUGGGCUUUCAGCAGUGAUGUUUUCUGCUUUUUCAUGGAAGUAGAACUGCACAGUCCAUGGGGAGUUGGGGCAGUGAGCAUUUAAAAAUACACAGUGCAUCUUUUUGCCAUUUAAAGAUAUUCUACAAAUAAGUUACUUCUUUCUCUAUCAAUUAAAACUAUUGAGUAUAAAUAUUAGCUUUGCAAUCAAACACUUAAGCUUAGUAGCCAUAGUGAGUACCUCAUCUUCCAUCAAGUGCAAGUCACUGGUUCCAACUGGACAGAGCUUUACCCUUCAACAGUCCAUUUGUAAGUGGAAGCCUCAAACUGCUGAAGAGUACAGUAGGUGAGACUUCAAGUCCCUGGACAAUUUCAUUAUCCCAGCUGAGUGUGAUGUGUGAAGAAGAACGCAGCAUAGCUCUCUGGGAAAAUUAAAUGAUUUAUAAAACAUUUCAUUAUGGAUGAAUUAUUUAAGCUAUGCUUUCAAAGUCAUGAAUAUGGAAAACUAAAGUAGUAAAUUUAUUCACCAAAAAGAUUAGAUAGUCUUUUCAUAUGUGGAAAUAUGUUGGAUGACAUCAUUAGUUGAACUCAAAGAACUUUUUAUUUGUUAAAAAA
This is a messenger RNA of Rattus rattus (black rat), 3289 nucleotides long. It is a transcript of the gene Kcnv1, whose product is annotated as potassium voltage-gated channel modifier subfamily V member 1. NCBI's taxonomy places the organism in Eukaryota, Metazoa, Chordata, Mammalia, Rodentia, Muridae. Gene Ontology annotation, biological process: potassium ion transmembrane transport; protein homooligomerization. The record is from RefSeq and is a predicted model, not a curated record. Gene Ontology annotation, cellular component: voltage-gated potassium channel complex; membrane. Gene Ontology annotation, molecular function: voltage-gated potassium channel activity.